Messenger RNA from Linum tenue, 837 nucleotides. The record is from the annotation of a GenBank genome assembly. NCBI's taxonomy places the organism in Eukaryota, Viridiplantae, Streptophyta, Magnoliopsida, Malpighiales, Linaceae.
CCAGACUGAGACGGAACGAUAAACCCUCUGCCGACUGCCGCAUCCAUCGUCGGUUCUUCCGUCAAGCUUCUGGGGUUUUUCUGUUACAGGCAGCCUUCGCGUUCCCGAGAGAGAGGGAGAGAUGGGAAGGAGGAUACUGAACGAUGCGCUGAGGGCCAUCGUGAAUGCGGAAAAGAGAGGGAAGGCAUCGGUGGAGCUCAAGCCGAUUUCCACCGUCAUGUCGUCUUUCCUCAAGAUCAUGAAAGAUCGAGGAUACAUUAAAAAUUAUCAAUUAUUUGAUCCACAUCGAGUGGGAAGGAUAUCGGUUGAAUUACAAGGGAGGGUAAGAGACUGCAAGGCGCUUACUUACAGACAAGACAUCAAAGCAAAGGACAUAGAGACUUACACAAAGCAAACUCUUCCGACACGUCAGUGGGGUUAUGUAGUGAUCACGACUCCGGACGGCGUGCUGGAUCACGAGGAGGCAAUUAAGCGGAAUGUCGGGGGUCAGGUUCUUGGUUACUUUCAUUAGAUCUGCUUUCUAGAUCCUCUGUAAUAGACUGGAUAUUCGGGCACAAGUAGAGAAAUCCUUCUGAAGUGAAAGUUCUCUGUUGAAAAAUAACUACUGUUCAAGUUGUGCUUUGAUUAGUUCGUGUUACUGAUCAAUCUUUUUCUAGAUCUGUUAUAAUGGCCAGUGCAAGAUUUGGAUCCAUCCGUCUGUUGUUUGCUUUAUGUAUAGAAUACAGAAAGCAUGCAAAGCUUGUUCCAGUGGCAAAAGUAUGCCCUCUUCAAUGAAUCAUCAUGUUAAUGCCUUAAUGGCCUCAGUCAAGCUACUGAUGAUUCUAUUCAUCGUUCGAG